This is a messenger RNA of Aspergillus candidus, 545 nucleotides long. RefSeq lists its product as uncharacterized. The coding region runs from base 190 to 474 and encodes 94 amino acids. The record is from RefSeq and is a predicted model, not a curated record. The transcript has a single exon. Lineage: Eukaryota; Fungi; Ascomycota; Eurotiomycetes; Eurotiales; Aspergillaceae.
UCCGGGGCAAGCGGUUGAAGAGUGCGGCGAUCUGCCCUCCCGUCCGUUCCCGGGUCUUUUCCAGCGACAUGCGCCGGUGAGGUUGCGAUGGUAAUUGGAGGGGAAGGACGUGAACCAGCUGCUCGUGACCGUUCAAUUGUUCGGCGCCAGGCAGACUCACAUCCUUUUCCAUGAUCAGUCGCCACAUGUAUGUUCACAUCCGUGGAACCGAGGGCAUCUCGAGGUUUCAAUUGGACACGGGGGGCAUUCUUUCACGAUUAUGUUGACGGAGAGGAUGAUAGUAGAACAAGAUCAACCUGGAUGAUUGCUCUCUUUUUUUUUGGCUUUCCUUUCCUUUUCUUUUCUUUUUUUUUCUCGAUGACCCCUAGCCCUUUUUUUUUUUUUUUUUUUCUUUCUUCUUUAGUUAAUCGGUGUUGUCCGGGUUGUUAUUCUCUAGUAACGGAUGUCCGUAUCCCGGGGAUUAAACGUGGAUAAAAAUGUAAGCUCUAGUGAAAGGAUUGACCGGGGACCACCAAUUAAUAGAUAGUAGUUUAGCGAUAGCGGUG